AGCAUGCGCAGCACCAACCCAACAACAUCAGGGAUCUUCCCAUCAGAUGUGAAACUUCUAAACAGCAACUUCGCAGCUAUGGACACAUACUGGUAACUUCAAGUGCGUGGACGAAAUUUCCACAGUAUUUGCAACGUAUUUGUUAUUAUUUUGGGGCUCAUAUAGUCGUUUUCUAAUGGCUAACGUUAGCCAAUGUGCCAGUUAGCUGUGAGCUGUUGAGUUGGUGAACUGUAGUAAUUGUCCUCACCUGACUGUGGUGAGCAGCCUGAGUAGAAAUAUGUGUCUGUGUCUGGACUGAACCUAGUGGUUACUCGUUGACCAACAGGUUGCUGCUCCUGGAUCUGGAGUACCAGUCAUCCAAGGGGCGAAGGUCGAGUUACAGCCCGAACACGACAACCAGUCCGGGGGCAGAUAAGGUAUUAUCGGGUCACGCCAUCCAUGCAGGCUGUAAACAAAACCAGUAUGAGCUGACCAUGGAGGAUCUGGGCAAGGUUUAAGGAACAGGAGAACACACACGUCUGCAAUGGGAACCCGCAGGAACGGCUUCAACAAGGAAACUUUCAUUUUGUCCGUGGACGUGGGGACAACGUCAAUUAGGUGUCAUGUCUAUGACAAGGAAGCUAAUAUCAGAGGAUUAUGCAGCACCGAGGUUGUUCUUUUGUAUCCAGAGGUCGGCCAUGUGGAGAUGGACCCAGAUGAAUUAUGGAGAGGGUUCAUCACUGUGGUCAAGGGAGCAGUACAAGAUGCAGGGGCUCACAUGCAUCAGAUUGAGGCCCUUGGCAUCUCCACUCAAAGAGGCACCAUCACCACAUGGAACAGGACCACUGGUGUUCCCUUCCAUAACUUCAUCACCUGGCAGGACCAGAGAGCUGCAGACCUGGUGAAGUCCUGGAACAGAUCAUGCACCAUGAAAAUGAUCCACAGUGUGAUGAAGACCCUCUACUUCCUGUCCAGACAGAAGCGAUGCCUUGCAGCAAGUCUUAUUGUCUUCUCCACACAACAUGUCACCUUCCGUCUUGUCUGGAUCCUAACACACUACAAGCAGGUCCAUCAAGCUGUAGCUGAAGGAAACUGCUGCUUUGGAACAAUAGACUCUUGGCUGUUGUUCAAACUCACAAAAGGACUCAUCCACGUCACAGACUACUCUAAUGCUAGUUCAACUGGGAUUUUCGACACCUAUCAGAUGUGUUGGAGUGGGUUUUUCUGCUCUCUUUUUUCCCUGCCUAUUUCUAUUUUCCCCAAAGUAGUAAAUACAGACCAUGACUUUGGUUCCACAGAUCCGUCCAUCUUCGGAGUGUCCAUCCCCAUCAAGUCUGUGAUUGCAGACCAGCAGGCGGCCAUGUUUGGAGAAUGCUGCUUUGAUGUGGGUGAUGUGAAGAUCACCAUGGGAACGGGAACCUUCAUGGACAUCAAUACUGGAAGCAAACCCCACACAUCUGUAGCAGGCCUGUAUCCUCUGGUGGGCUGGAAGAUCGGCUCAGAGCUGGUGUAUCUGGCUGAAGGCAGCUCGGCAGACACGGGCACCGCCAUCAAAUGGGCUCAAGAGCUGGAGCUGUUUUCAGACGUCCAGGAGACCAGUGCCAUGGCGUACAGUGUCAGUGACUCCGAUGGAGUGUGUUUUGUUCCCUCCUUCAGUGGCCUACAGGCUCCUCUGAAUGAUCCCAAAGCCUGUGCUUCCCUCAUGGGCCUCAAACCUUCCACCACUAAGUGCCAUCUGAUCCGUGCCAUUCUGGAGUCUAUCGCCUUCAGAAACAAGCAGCUGUAUGAUACGAUGCUGAGAGAAACUCGUAUUCCAAUUACAAGGAUAAGAGUGGACGGUGGUGUGUCCUCCAAUGACUUUGUCAUGCAGCUGACAGCAGACCUGUUUGGUAAAAAGGUGACCAGACCCCAACACUGUGAAAUGUCUUGUCUGGGGGCUGCUUUUGUCGCUGGACUCGGAACCGGCUUUUGGAGGACCCGAGAGGAGCUGAAGAAACUGCAGAGUACCGAUGAGGUGUUUGUGCCCCAAGGACUACCCAAAGGGGGUGCGUAUUGUCCAGGUCGGGAGUAUAUCCCUGUCAUCCAGAGCUGGGAGAGCGCUCUGAGACGCUCCAUGAACUGGUACGGCAAGCCUUGACACAGGAUACACACUACGUCUGGCGACAUAGAAAUGGAACUAAAUGAGAGCUAUUUGAACAGAAGGAGUAUCAUCUGUGUCUCUAAAAUGAAUUUGAGGGACUUCUGUAAAUAUGUGUGAAUGAAAAUGUCAGUGGUGUGCUCCAUAACUUUCACCAGCAACCACAAACGUACUCGGGGAAAUAAUAGUUCAAAGUUUACUUCAUACAGUUUAGUGAAACACAGUUGAAUGUGUUAGUGCGCUGAAAUGUUGAUACUGCACUUCACACCUGUGGGUAGCAUUGGAGGAGAGGUCCAGUAGAAGGCUGAUCCAAGUUAAAAGCACCAUCAGCCAUCUUCACCACCUUCACAGCCUCAAGCAGGCAUGGAUUUCCACUAUUUACAGACAUUCCUACACCUUUACAUGUUUUUCUUCUUACUGGACCAGCUGCAUCAAAAUCUCAGGCCACUGGUGCCUUUUCUUAAAUACAGUAUUUUUUUUACAAGUUAGAGUGGUUUUAAUGUUACCACUUGGGGGCGCCACUGACUGGCUUUACAGUUUUGUAAUGUAUGAACUUGCCAUAGCAACCACACACCACAUGUUAAUAAGGAACAAUAAUUGAUUCACACAUAUUCAUCUGUGAAGAGAAAUUACUGAACUUGCUUCUUGCAUCACUUCAAAAGACAAAAUGCUCCACAUAGGAAAAUGAAUCUGGAGAUACAAACAGCUUAGUAUGUUCUUAUAAUUCUGCCUUUUAUCUCUUUUUGAUGUUUUGUCAUGUCAAAAAUAUGUUGAGAAAACGAUGUCACAUGUGUAAUAUGGGGACAUUAGUAUAGUACUUUUCAGAGAAUGAUUAUCAUUCACCAUGAUAAAAAUGUAACUGGAAUACAAACUAAUUAUUGUACAUUAUAUAAAUAACAUUUACUGCACCGAAAAAGGGAAUCCCUCUAGUUUUCUGUAUUUCCAUGUUUUUGUUUUGCUUUAAGUGAUUAAUGUCACUGUCAAAAAUGCCAGGGAAACACAUAGGACUUUUAUCAGUAUCCAUUCAUUUGAUGCAUCUCCUUUUUGCUGUGGAGCAAUAGAAAUGUAUACAUCAUGAAGUCAUGCAUACAUUGUGAUUAAGAGGAAAGCUGAUCGGGGGCACAAGUAUUACAUUAAACGAAGAAAACAGAAUUAUGUACUGUUGUUCUUUGCCAGUCCAUAUUGUCCUUAUUUUUCACCAGUCGUAGGUAUUAGUCUAACUCUUUCAGUCUUAACCUGAGUAAUUAUAAUGACUGUAAACAGAGUGUUAGUUUACAUGUACUUUGAGUACUGUGUACUGUUUUGCCUUCCUCAGAAAUGUGAUACUGUUGCACAUUUUAACAUGCAGAGUGAUACUAUGCAUAAUGCAGAAAUUAACACCUCAAUCAAAAUGCCAUUUCAAGUGUGAGAUUUCAGGUUUUUUUGUUUUGUUUUGUUUUGUUUUGUUGGGGUUUUUUUAUGUGGGCAUCCUGACUGCUGGGAGGUAACAAAUGACUUGUGUAAUCAUACAUUUUGUAAUAAAAAUUGUAAAUCCUCUGUAUGAUGUGAGGCGGCUUGUACUGAAAUGUGACU
This is a messenger RNA of Sphaeramia orbicularis (orbiculate cardinalfish), 3688 nucleotides long. RefSeq names its product glycerol kinase 5 (gene gk5). The transcript has 16 exons. NCBI's taxonomy places the organism in Eukaryota, Metazoa, Chordata, Actinopteri, Kurtiformes, Apogonidae. The record is from RefSeq and is a predicted model, not a curated record. Gene Ontology annotation, molecular function: phosphotransferase activity, alcohol group as acceptor; kinase activity. Bases 524 to 2116 code for a protein of 530 amino acids. Gene Ontology annotation, cellular component: mitochondrion. Gene Ontology annotation, biological process: glycerol metabolic process; triglyceride metabolic process; glycerol-3-phosphate biosynthetic process.